Messenger RNA from Punica granatum (pomegranate), 2181 nucleotides. The record is from RefSeq and is a predicted model, not a curated record. NCBI's taxonomy places the organism in Eukaryota, Viridiplantae, Streptophyta, Magnoliopsida, Myrtales, Lythraceae.
UUACCUCCCCCCCCCCCCCCUUCCUCAGCUCAAUGAAUUCCUGCAGUGUCUGUCUGUCUGUCUGUCUGUCUUGGUGGGUCUCUGUUGGUUCUUCUUGGCUGUUCAUGUUAGGCUUCCCAGUUUCCAGCGAUUAAUUGCUUGGGUUUUGAUGGGUCUUGCUCAUAAGAGAGUUUCAGUUGGGCUGUUGGAUACAAUUCUUGGGUCUGUUCCUUGUACUUGCUAGCUAGCUAAUAAAUAACUGCAGCAUUCGAAAAGCUGGUGUUUUUAUGUUUCAAAAUGGGGUAGUAGAGUUCUUAAUAGAUGAUGGUAUGUGAAAGAAUCUUCCUGGGUGUAUUUGCGUCCACCACUUGGUUCGGUGAUCCAUUGGAUUUCUUGUUUUGAACGUCAGAGAUUAUGUGAUGAGUGUGUUUUUGUAAUAUAUGAUGCUCGCAAAACAUGGGUAUUACUUCUAAAUGAGGCAAUUAUUUCCUUCCUGUUAUUUCGUGGUGUUCGAGUUUGGAAGCAUGAGCGUUAUAUCUUUGUGGAUAUUACGGAGGAUGUAUGAAGGGAUUAGAAGAGAUUGGAGUAGGAUUGAAUUGGAGAAGUAGAGAUGUGAAGCAGAGGAAAGAGAAAAAGCAGAAGAAGAGGAAAUGGGGAAGAAGAGAGGAGGCUGAGAAAACGGUUAUGGGUUUGAGAGAGUCCAUCUAUCCAACUUCUGUUAAUCCCUUUCGGAUCCUCAACCUAUGGAGCCCUCAAUAUCUGACAUUUCGGGCCCUGGACCCAGUGGAAGGCGUGCCAAUCUCUCGCUUCAGAUCCCCCCUCGACACCAUUUUUCUAGCGCUCGUAACAGCAAGGCAUUGCAAGGUUCCGCUAAAAGUAACUUAUCGCCAGGUGGAUUCUUGAGAGGCUUGAGUUUCAAGAGGAAAACCAACGCAACCCCUGAGGGCGAACAAAGCUGCCUACUCGGUUCAGAUCCGAAGACGGCACCUGGAAGCCCAUCUGUGGCUAAUAUCAUGUCCGCACUUUCUUGGAAGAGAUGUGCCUCCCUCCCAGUUACACCUGCAUCGAACUUGUCUCCUUCAGUUUCUACGCCUAUUUCAGCAAGAAUGCCCGGUGAAAGGCAUAAGCCUUCUAAAGGUUCUGUUAAUGGUCCAGUCUCGAGGUCCCUUUCUGUACCAGGGAGAAAUAUGGUUAUUGUUCGGUCAGUCUCCUUUGCUGUGCACAAAGAAAAUUCCACGGCCAAUUCUGCUGAUGAUCAAAUCAUUACCAUUCCAUCAGAAGACGAGGAUGAGGAGAUCCCUGAAGAGGAGGCAGUAUGCAGGAUUUGCCUAGAUGUAUGUCAGGAAGGGAACACUUUGAAGAUGGAGUGCAGUUGUAAAGGAGCUCUCCGACUUCUCCAUGAAGAAUGUGCAAUCAAAUGGUUCAGCACAAAAGGAAACAAGAUCUGUGAUGUUUGUGGGCAAGAGGUUUCGAACUUGCCUGUGACCUUGCUUCGGAUUGUGAGCGCUGCUCAAAGAGACACCAGACAGAACCAGAGUCAACAGAGUGCGACUUCGCAAUCGAUAAGUGCGUGGCAGGAUUUUGUGGUGCUUGUCCUUAUCAGCACGAUAUGCUAUUUCUUCUUCCUUGAGCAGCUCUUGCUUCGUGAUAUGAGAGCUCAAGCAAUUAUGUUAGCAGCCCCAUUUUCUAUUACACUGGGUGUCUUGGCAUCAGUUUUUGCUGUUGUUCAAGCAAUUAAGGAGUACAUAUGGACCUAUGCGGCUCUGGAGUUUGCAUUGGUGGCCCUCAUCGUACACCUGUUAUAUUCUUUCCUUCAUCUGAAGGCAGUUUACGCCCUAUUACUUGCAUCAGUAUUGGGUUUUGGUAUGGCAAUGAGCCUCAACGCACUGUACCUUCAAGUAUAUUCAUGGCGAGUUCAAGUUUCCCAAAGCACAACUAGCCCAGUGUGAGUUACAAUAUUAGUCUUUUGCGAAUGGUUUGUAAUGGCUCAAUCAGUAAACGUGUAUAUAUAUGUGCUGUCUUUCGGGGAAAAUGACAAAUUCGGCUGUCACGAAUUACACCUCUGUUUCUCCUCUUGAAGUUACAUCUCUUCGAUGAUCUUGUGAUCUUAUAUGAAACAGAAGUCCUAUUCUUCCUUUUUGAGUACCAUUUCUUCAGGUCAGAACCUGUAAACCAUAAGGAUCGUGGAAGGUCUUAUGAAAA